UUGGCGUCGUCGGGCUGCUGCUGCUGUCCCUGCAUGCGGAGCGUUAGCGGCCCGAAAGCCGCGGCUGGCUGCUGCGUGACUUUUUCCCAGCCAGGACCCGGCGCUGUUUGAAGGCGCGCUCUCCACUCGCACUGCUUGCUAGGCCCACCAUGAGGCGCCUGGGCUCCGUGCAGCGAAAAAUGCCAUGUGUGUUUGUGACGGAGGUGAAAGAAGAGCCGUCCGCCAAGAGGGAGCAGCAGCCAUUUAAAGUUUUGGCAACUGAAACUAUAAGUCACAAGGCAUUAGAUGCAGAUAUAUGCAGUGCAAUUCCAACAGAAAAAGUGGAUGGAACAUGUUGUUAUGUUACUACCUAUAAAGAUCAGCCAUACCUUUGGGCUCGACUAGAUAGAAAACCCAACAAACAGGCUGAUAAAAGAUUUAAAAAUUUUCUACAUUCAAAAGAAAACUCAAAAGAAUUUUUUUGGAAUGUUGAGGAGGACUUCAGACCUGUUCCAGAGUCCUGGAUACCAGCAAAGGAAAUAGAACAAUUAAAUGGGAAUCCAGUACCUGAUGAAAAUGGACACAUUCCUGGUUGGGUACCAGUAGAGAAAAACAACAAACAGUACUGCUGGCAUUCCUCUGUAGUUAAUUAUGAAUUUGAAAUUGCCCUGGUACUAAAGCAUCAUCCUGAUGAUCCUGGACUUUUGGAAAUUAGUGCAGUGCCACUAUCAGAUCUCUUAGAACAAACACUGGAGCUUAUAGGAACAAAUAUCAAUGGAAACCCCUAUGGGUUAGGAAGCAAGAAGCAUCCCGUACAUCUUCUUAUACCACAUGGAGCAUUUCAAAUAAGAAAUCUGCCUUCAUUGAAGCACAAUGAUCUGUUAUCCUGGUUUGAAGGUUGCAGAGAGGGUAAAAUUGAAGGAAUAGUGUGGCAUUGCAGUGAUGGCUGUUUAAUUAAGGUGUUGGAAGUACAGAGUCAACAAAAUAAUGUCUCUGCCUUCACGAAGCUCACAUUAUAAUGGGGAAGAUAGACAAUAAACAAGUAAAUAUGUAAUACGUCAGAAGAACAACUAUGGUGGAGGGAAAAAAAAAAACAGGGUAAUAUAAGGUAGAGCCUUACAUAGUGCCUGGCAGAUAGUAGGCACUCAAAAUUAAGUAUUUCUAAGUGGAUGAAGAUAAUAUCUGUAGGCUAAAGCUAAUACCCUUUUUCUCUUUCCAGGUCCAUCGCCAUCAUCUUGGUUUAUGCUGGCCAAUUCCAGAUACUUAUAUGAAUUCAAAACCAGUUAUUAUCAACAUGAACCUGAACAAAUAU
Molecule: messenger RNA, 1291 nt
Organism: Galeopterus variegatus (Sunda flying lemur)
Lineage: Eukaryota; Metazoa; Chordata; Mammalia; Dermoptera; Cynocephalidae
Gene: RLIG1
Product: chromosome unknown open reading frame, human C12orf29
Exons: 7
Coding region: 150-998 (282 amino acids)
Biological process (GO): response to reactive oxygen species
Molecular function (GO): RNA ligase (ATP) activity
Source: RefSeq, a predicted model, not a curated record